Amphimedon queenslandica is the source of this 1864-nucleotide messenger RNA. RefSeq lists its product as uncharacterized. Lineage: Eukaryota; Metazoa; Porifera; Demospongiae; Haplosclerida; Niphatidae. The coding region runs from base 41 to 1675 and encodes 544 amino acids. The record is from RefSeq and is a predicted model, not a curated record. The transcript is spliced from 2 exons.
GUUUAGCUAUAGAAAGCCUAGUCAAAGUUGCCCUGAGAGGAUGGCUACACAGAUUGAAGCAAAGGAAAGGGAGAGCUCCUAUGAAUCCUAUAUAACUAAUGAAUGGAUACAGUUAGAAAAGGUAAGGAAAGGCAGUGAUGAGGAAGAGCCAAUGGAAGGAGUUCAGUUUUCAGUACAAAGCCUCAGUCAGUGUCUACACAUGGUUGAAGCAGAAGAAAUGAUGAGCAGCAACUACAGGAUAAAGACAACAGCUAGUCUAGGACGCAAAGAAGGCUCAUAUAGGAUUGAGAGAAAGAGAAAAGCACCAACACCAGGGAAUGAUUACAGUAAAAGACCAUUAACUGAAGCAGCAAUAGCUGAAGUAAAAGAAGCUUCUAGGAUAGUUGAUGUCAUUAAGAAUGACUCAUUAGCAUGGUGUGGCAUUAGAGCAGGGUCAGUAAGAGAUAUGACAAUAGACACCAGGAGUGGAGUCAUUACAUGCCCUAGCACUACAGUAAUGCAUUCACCAUCAAAAGAGCAUGAAGUAGUCCCAUUACCUCAGGUUAGCACAUCAAGUGAUGCAAUGUCUACUGAAGAUAAAAGUGCAUUAAGUAACUGUCCUAGAGACAUAGCAGUUGCAUGGAAUGAUCCAGAAGGUCAACUCUCACCUCCCUCUCUUACCACAAACAUACCAGGGGUCUCCAAUGAAUACAGAAAAAGGACAAGUGCACACUUCAGCAGUGAAAUUUUCCCACAAAACAACACAACCAAAACUAGCAAAAAACAUAAGACAAAACAAGAAACAGACAUCGAUCAGGAAUUUGCAAGAUGCAUUGACUUUAAUACAAGCCAGACUAGCCUUCAUAUCCAAAAGAAUACUACACCUUCUACCACAAGUUUCCACAAUAAGAAGGAGCAUAGCAAAAAUAUUGAGGAUAUGCCAAGUACAGGUACCAUUACAAUUGAGCCAGUGAAUGACAGUACACCAUUACUGUCCGAUGGAGCAUUCACAUGGUGGAAUAUUGAUCCAAUGGUUGAAAGCAUUACAAUAAAGGAAAUACCAAAAUGUCAGUAUCCAUCAGAUUUAUUCAAUAACACGUCAAGAUAUGGCACAGUCAAGAUAUCAUUAAGCAUCAAGAGUAUACUGGAGUGUUAUGAAAGACACUAUAAGAACAUGGAUGAGACAGAUGAAGACAAAGAAGCUAGUGAUGAAGAUGGUGGCAAGAGAAAGAUCCUUUUCAAAAAUGGAGGCACUUUGGGAUACAAGCAUGAAACAUGUUACAUUAUCAUAGUCUGCAUGACAGGGAGAGAUGGGAGUGACCCUCUACCCCAAUUCACUAAUCUUCCAGGAGCUGAUAUUAGCAGUGGAAUACAAUUACACAUUAAUUGUCCAUACAGUAUGAUAAAUGGGGAAACUGUGAGGUGGGAUCAUUACAAAUUCGCUUUUCAUUUCCCAAAAGAGAAAGACGUAGAGCCAACUUUUCAACUCAACCCAAAAGACAUUGAAUUAUCGUUUGUCAAACAUAGCAUUUAUCGAAGGGCAGGGACCGGGAAACCAGUCCCAGUCCCGUGGUGCACUAAUUAUUACAAAUGCACCGAUUAUCAUUUGAGUAGAACUGAGAUGAAAAGAAAAAAAGAGAAAGUGCAAGAAAAAUUGAAAGAAGACAAAGCAAGAGCAAUCAAUAAUAACUACUAGCAAGAGUCUACUAGCUAGUUUCAAUAUUAUACCUGUAGUAUUUUCAUUUUGUAAUUGUUCCAUUUAUUACUAUUUAAUUUAUUGAUCAUGCUAUUUAUAAUUGAUUCUUGUUUGUGUGUUAUUUAUUUAUUUAUUAUUGUAUGAUUUAUUGAUAAUUUAUGCAUUAAUCUAUUCUAAGUAACUCAUGAA